This is a messenger RNA of Aaosphaeria arxii CBS 175.79, 408 nucleotides long. RefSeq lists its product as uncharacterized. NCBI's taxonomy places the organism in Eukaryota, Fungi, Ascomycota, Dothideomycetes, Pleosporales. The record is from RefSeq and is a predicted model, not a curated record. The transcript has a single exon. Bases 143 to 352 code for a protein of 69 amino acids.
UUGGUGUCGGCUAUAAAAGCAUGGUUUCCUCUGGUUCUAUUCUCUGUAUAGCAUUCUAUAGUCUUUCCGGUGGACAGACAUGGAUAAUGCAAAUUGAUUGCUUUCACCUGCUUCGUUUGCUAUCUGCGUUCACAUUACUUUGAUGUGUGAGGUUGUUGACUUUGGCAAGAUGUACUAUGACCUCUGUAUCCUUAUGGCCAUCACCAUGGUAUGCUUUUGCUCUCUUGGUACAUUGGAAGUUUUCGUGGCCUAUGGUGAUUUACUUGUCCAGACCUCUCUCUUUGGACUCGCUACCAAUGCGAUUUGGCGAGGAUGUGGUGCUAUCAUCGCUCAACAUAUUGCAAAUCAGUAGUUUUCACCUUGCCAGGCUCGCCCUUGUUUGAGGUGGGCAGGCUUAGGGUUGAGUAA